Molecule: messenger RNA, 1068 nt
Organism: Penicillium malachiteum
Lineage: Eukaryota; Fungi; Ascomycota; Eurotiomycetes; Eurotiales; Aspergillaceae
Product: asparaginase
Exons: 1
Coding region: 1-1068 (355 amino acids)
Source: RefSeq, a predicted model, not a curated record
AUGAGAACAGUCCUCUCAAACGACUAUCUCAUCUCAGACCGAGGCGGUGUCAUCGAAAAUCGACAUGCAGUCCAUGCAGCGAUCGUGGAUAGCACUGGCCGUCUUCUAUACUCCCUAGGCGACCCAUCACGAAUAACCCUCGCAAGAUCCGCCGCAAAGCCAGCCCAAGCUGUCGCAAUCCUUGAAACAGGCGCAUUCGACAGAUUCGAUUUCGAUGACGCGGACCUUGCCCUUAUGUGUGCAUCGCACAGCAGCGAAGAGCGACAUAUAGCUCGCGCACGCAAUAUAUUGGAAAAGAUCGGGGCCAACGAAGGAAAUCUUCAAUGCGGUGGUCAUACCUCUAUAUCCAAUGCUGUAAACCGAGCAUGGAUCAAGAAAGACUUUACUCCAACGGCAGUUUGUAGUAACUGUUCUGGGAAACAUGCUGGCAUGAUUGCUGCGACGAUAGCACUUGGUGCCGAUGUCGACACGUACCAUUUGCCCACCCAUCCAAUGCAGGUCCGGGUCAAGAAUACCGUGAACGAGAUAUGUGGCCUUGAUGAACAAGGUUCAACAUGGGGGUUGGAUGGAUGCAAUCUACCUGCUCCGGCAUUUCCUUUGCUUUACUUGGCUAGAAUGUAUGCAUCAUUUGCUGCUGCUGCCUCUGGGAACCAUGCUACAACUACACGUUCUCCUCGAACCCUAGCACAGUCUCGUGUCUUCAAAGGUAUGUCCCAGAACUCAGAGUAUGUUGCGGGCGAAGAUCGGUUUUGCACGAUUCUCAUGCGUGCAUUCCAAGGUCUACUUAUUGGGAAAAUUGGCGCAGAUGGUUGUUAUGGUAUCGGGAUCCAGGAGUCCGAGGAGACGACACGACUUGGUGGUAAUGGGUCAAUCGGCAUCGCCAUCAAGAUUGAGGAUGGCAAUAUAGAUGUUUUGUAUUCGGCUGUAGCGGAGGUCUUGGAGCAGCGUCAGAUAGGAAAUCCUGAUAUGCGUCAAGAGGUUGCUAGAUUUCAUUCACCAGAGAUUAGGAACACGGUGGGAAUUGUAACAGGAAGACUUGUGCCGUGUUUCAAGCUACGAGAGAUAUGA